AUAGAACACACUUAUUUAACAACAAAAAAAAUCUAUAUUAAAAUGACAACAAGCGGUGAAAAAGUUAAGAGUCCCGUAUGGCGAGAAUCAUCCAGUUUAAUAAUAUGUGCCAAAAGUCCGGAAAAACUAAGUGAAUACGAUUAUAGGAUCUUAAUUCUAAAACGUUCGGAUCGCACAGCUUUAAUUAAGGAACAAGGUGUUUUUCCCGGUGGUAUUUAUGAUCCGUUCGAUGAGAGCAUAGAAUGGUUAAAAUAUUUCGAAGAAUUCGGUGUCACACAGCAGUCAUUGAAAGAGCUGGUGAUAAUCGAUGGCGAAACUGAGAGACCAAAAAUCUUAGCACCCCAAGGCACUGGAUGCUAUGAUCGAUUUUUUAAAAAUUCUAAAAUAUGGGCCAGGGAAAUUUCACUUCGCAUAAAUGCUAUACGUGAAACUUUUGAGGAAGUUGGUGUAUUCUUGUGUCGUAAUCGGGAACAAUUGCUCAACAAUAGUAUAACAGGCUUUUAUAUUGAAAAAUAUGAUAAAUUAAAGUGGCAAAAAUUGGUUCAUGAAGAUCCCAAAGAAUUUCUCAAUAUGUGUAAAGAACUUAAUGUAGUGCCCGAUUUAUGGGGACUACAUGAGUGGUGCGGUUGGGCCAGUCCAGCCAUUAUAAAAAGAGGUUAUGAGACAGCGUUUUUUAUAACAUUCCUUAAUGAAAUACCCAAAGUGUUGUGUGAAGAAACGGAAGUCAAAGAAUGUUUGUGGCUGCCUCCACCUACAUUUUUACAAAUGGUACGUGAAGCCAAACUCUCAUUUUUACCGCCACAAGUUUAUGAGUUAUCACGCUUAGUUCCUUAUAAAUCUUUCGAUUAUCUCAAACAAUUUUCAUGGGAUCGUAGGAAAAAAGGCAUAACUAUGUAUCGUCCUAUUGGUCACGUUUGUACGGAUGGUGUUGUCUUUGUAUUUCCAGGUGAUGAUUUCUAUACGGGAGAUCCAUAUCAAGCCACCGUUACUCGUAAUAUGGAGUGCACUAGAGCUGAAUUUAGAGCUCGAUCUAAAUGUAUAAAUCGUAUUGAAAAUCCUGUUACUCCUAAUGCUGUUUUAUAUUCCAACAUUAAACCCUUUAAUGGUCAUUUGAUGCCCGUGAGUUCUAGAGGCGAUGAAUUGAAUAAACUCUAAUUGUAUUGUUUGGACAAAAGGUGGUGUAAAUAAAGUUGAUAAUAUGAACAUAUUGAUAUGUAUUAAAAUUUAAUGUAA
Molecule: messenger RNA, 1233 nt
Organism: Calliphora vicina (urban bluebottle blowfly)
Lineage: Eukaryota; Metazoa; Arthropoda; Insecta; Diptera; Calliphoridae
Product: acyl-coenzyme A diphosphatase NUDT19
Exons: 5
Coding region: 43-1155 (370 amino acids)
Cellular component (GO): mitochondrion
Molecular function (GO): hydrolase activity, acting on acid anhydrides, in phosphorus-containing anhydrides
Source: RefSeq, a predicted model, not a curated record